AUGCCCUGUUCUGUACUUCACUGCGUAGUAAUUAAUUAUACUACCUGGAAAUUUAUAAUAGUAGCAUUAGCAACACUUGCUGUUGCAUCUGCCCAAUAUGAUUAUCAUCCACCAGCACCUGUAGCUACUGCCUCAGCUCCAGUUUAUCAUGCUCCUGCUCCAUCUGCUGAAUAUUUACCACCAGCACAAUCAGCUCCAGCACCUGCCCCAGUAUAUCAUGCUCCAGCACCAGUUGUACACAGAGCACCAGCACCAGUUGUACAUAGAGCACCAGCUCCCGCACCAGUAUACCAUGCCCCAGCACCUGCUCCAGUUUAUCAUGCUCCAGCACCAGUUGUACAUCAUGCCCCAGCACCAGUUGUACAUAGAGCACCAGCACCAGUAGUACAUCAUGCUCCAGCUCCAGUAUAUCAUGCACCAGCACCAGCUCCAGUUGUACAUCGUGCACCAUCACAAGAAUAUUUACCACCUGCUGCAUCAGCACCAGUAGUACAUAGAGCACCAGCCCCAGCACCAGUAUACCAUGCCCCAGCACCAGUUGUUCAUCAUGCUCCAGCACCAGCUCCAGUAUAUCAUGCCCCAGCACCAGCACCAGCAGUUCACUAUUCAGCACCAGCUGUAAGCCAUUCAAGCGGUGGAUUUAGCGGCGGUUUCGGUGGUGGUAGUUCCGGAUUCGGUGGUGGUGUAUCAAGCGGUGGAUUCGGUGGUGGUGUUUCAAGCGGAAGUUUCGGUGGUAGCUCAGCUGGAUUCAGUGGUGGUGCCUCAAGCGGUGGAUUCUCAGGUGGUGAUGGUCAAGGACAAUUAUUCGAAGAUGGUUAUCAUUAUCGUGCUGUCAAAAAAAAAUUCAUCUUGGUCGCACUUGCCACAUUAGCUGUAGCAUCAGCUCAAUAUGAUUAUCAUCCACCAGCUCCACCAGCACCAGCACCACCACCACCACCACCAGUACACUCUGCACCACCUCCACCACCACCACCACCACAACAAGAAUAUUUACCACCAGCAGCAUCAGCCCCAGCACCAGCACCAGUAGUACAUCAUGCCCCAGCUCCAGCACCAGUACACCAUGCUCCAGCUCCAGUACAUCAUGCCCCAGCACCAGUACACCAUGCUCCAGCUCCAGUACAUCAUGCUCCAGCUCCAGUACACCAUGCCCCAGCACCAGUACAUCAUGCUGCCCCAGCUCCAGUACAUCAUGCCGCAGCUCCAGUAGCAGCACCACAACAAGAAUACUUACCACCUGCAGCUCCAGCCCCAGCUCCAGCACCAGUACAUCAUGCUCCAGCUCCAGUACAUCAUGCUCCAGCACCAGUACAUCAUGCUCCAGCUCCAGUACACCAUGCUCCAGCUCCAGCACCAGCUCCAGUUGCCAUUGAAUCUCAAGGUCAAUUACACAAUGAUGGAUACCGUUACCGUGCUGUCAAAAAAGCCUACAGACGUUACAGACAUUAG
Condylostylus longicornis is the source of this 1449-nucleotide messenger RNA. Its product is annotated as skin secretory protein xP2-like. The transcript is spliced from 3 exons. Lineage: Eukaryota; Metazoa; Arthropoda; Insecta; Diptera; Dolichopodidae. The record is from RefSeq and is a predicted model, not a curated record. Bases 1 to 1449 code for a protein of 482 amino acids.